AUAUGGCCGCUGUGGAACCAUAGACAGGAGUUUUUUGGCUUCAUAUUUUCGGCCAGAGAUAACAAAUAUGACGACAAUCAGACCAUUUACUUGUGAAGAUCUAUUUCACUUUGCUAAUGUAAAUUUAGAUCCACUCACUGAAACAUAUGGGAUUCAGUUCUAUCUUCAAUAUUUAUCUCGAUGGCCAGAGUACUUUCAAGUUGCAGAAUCUCCCGAUGGAAGAAUAAUGGGUUAUAUCAUGGGCAAGGCAGAAGGAAGUAUAGAACAGGAACAAUGGCAUGGUCAUGUGACAGCUGUUACAGUUUCUCCCGAGUUCAGGAAACUGGGACUAGCUGCGAAAUUGAUGACCAGUUUAGAGGAAAUAUCUGAAAGGAAAAAGUGUUUCUUUGUGGACUUGUUUGUUCGAGUAUCUAACGAAGUUGCCGUGAAAAUGUAUGGUAAUUUGGGUUACGUUCUUUAUCGUCGAGUUCUGGAUUAUUACUCUGGUGAUCCCGAUGAAGAUGCUUUUGACAUGCGUAAAGCUCUAUCACAGGAUAAAGAGAAGAAGUCUAUGAUACCGUUAAACCAUCCAGUACGUCCAGAGGAUGUCUUAGAAUAACCAUAUGACCAACCAUCAAACAUCAGGAUACCAAAAAACACAAUCUGAUAUAUA
This is a messenger RNA of Dendronephthya gigantea, 652 nucleotides long. Its product is annotated as N-alpha-acetyltransferase 20-like. NCBI's taxonomy places the organism in Eukaryota, Metazoa, Cnidaria, Anthozoa, Malacalcyonacea, Nephtheidae. Gene Ontology annotation, molecular function: protein-N-terminal amino-acid acetyltransferase activity. Gene Ontology annotation, biological process: N-terminal peptidyl-methionine acetylation. The transcript has 7 exons. Bases 68 to 598 code for a protein of 176 amino acids. The record is from RefSeq and is a predicted model, not a curated record. Gene Ontology annotation, cellular component: NatB complex.